AAUUCUGAGACUCGGAUCCGGAGCAGGCUUAUCCAAGUAGCCAAACACGUCCCAUCAGUAGGCGUGGUCAUCAAAGGUGGGAAUUCGCAGAACAGAAACGAUCGAUCGAUCUCUAGACUGUGAGAGAGAGAGUGUGGAAGUGAGAAGCAAAGUCAGGGAAGAUGGGAGGAGGAAUGGAAGCCCACAAGAACAGGUUCAUAGAGGAUUGGGGUGCUGCUAGAGAGAAUCUCGAGCACAAUUUCCGAUGGACUCGCCGCAACUUGGCCCUCGUUGGCAUCUUCGGCAUCGCAAUUCCCGUCCUUGUCUACAAGGGCAUUGUCAGAGAAUUUCAUAUGCAAGACGAAGAUGCAGGCCGACCAUAUAGGAAGUUUCUGUGAGAAUUUGACAAAUCCUUUGUAAUAAUUGUGGGGCUUGCGAAGAUGAGAA
Messenger RNA from Neltuma alba, 426 nucleotides. RefSeq lists its product as uncharacterized. The transcript is spliced from 2 exons. Gene Ontology annotation, cellular component: respiratory chain complex I. The record is from RefSeq and is a predicted model, not a curated record. Lineage: Eukaryota; Viridiplantae; Streptophyta; Magnoliopsida; Fabales; Fabaceae. The coding region runs from base 162 to 377 and encodes 71 amino acids.